Tribolium castaneum (red flour beetle) is the source of this 2941-nucleotide messenger RNA. It is a transcript of the gene IntS6, whose product is annotated as Integrator 6. The transcript has 7 exons. Gene Ontology annotation, biological process: snRNA 3'-end processing. NCBI's taxonomy places the organism in Eukaryota, Metazoa, Arthropoda, Insecta, Coleoptera, Tenebrionidae. Gene Ontology annotation, cellular component: integrator complex. The record is from RefSeq and is a predicted model, not a curated record. Bases 92 to 2800 code for a protein of 902 amino acids.
AUCGCACUCGAGAGGAGUGUGCGUCGGUUUUCGAAGAAUGCCUCAGCCGAUGUAAUUUUUCCGGGAGAUUUUAACUCGUCGCAUUGUUAAAAUGACCAUAAUCGUGUUCCUGAUCGACACUUCGGCGUCAAUGUUGCAAAGGACGUACAUAGGUGGCCGUACUACACUUCUCGACGUCGCGAAAUCGGCCGUCGAAACUUUUGUUAAAAUAAGACAGCGGAGUAUGGACAGUAGAAUUGACCGCUACAUGCUGCUAACUUUCGAGGAAACCCCUAACAAUAUUAAAGCUGGUUGGAAGGAAAAUCUCGCCACUUUUAUGAACGAGUUGAAAAACUUGCAAUGCUAUUCGAUGACCACGAUGGGAGUCGCAGUCAAACAAGCCUUUGAUAUUCUUAAUAUCAACAGGAUGACAUCCGGGAUUGACACUUACGGUCAAGGCCGGUGCCCCUUUUUUCUUGAAACCUCGGUCAUAGUCCUCAUAACGGACGGAGGCAAGCUCACGACCAUCAAUGGGGUCCAUGAGGAGUUCAACUUGCCCAUGCACUCGCCCGUCCCUGGCUCCGAGUUGACCAGGGAACCAUUCAGGUGGGACCAACGCCUGUUUGCGCUGGUUUUGCGCCUUACGGGGACUCCGGCCAUCGAACGCGACACUGGCCUUGUCCCCAGUGACUCCAGCCCCAUCGAUGCCAUGUGUGAAGUGACCGGUGGGCGUUCCUACUGUAUCACUUCCCACCGAAUGCUCAACCAAUGCAUCGAUAGUUUGGUCCAGAAAGUCCAAAACGGUGUUGUAAUAAAUUUCGAGAAAAUAGGACCCGAUCCACCGCCCCCUGUCAUGGAGAAGGGCGAGGACGGGAAAGAGGAGUCGAAAGAUGACGAGUUUGAUCGAAUGAAUCCCCCGAUUCUAUCAACGAAUUGGCACAACUGUCGCAAAAUGAUUUAUGUGCCAAAAUCGAGUAAAUCGUACUGUGUUGGUUUCUGGCCGAUUCCUGAGUCCUUCUGGCCUGAAGUGACCGCCUCAGUGUUACCCGCACGUUCAGCUCACCCUAACAUCAAAUUCACUUGCACAAAUUCCGAACCUUUAGUAAUCGAAAAUCUUCCGUUUGAUAAAUACGAACUUGAGCCUUCGCCCCUGACUCAGUACGUCCUAUCACGGAAACAACCCAAGACUUGUUGGCAAGUUUUCGUGGCCAAUAGUUACAAAAACUCAGAGGUUGGCCACCCUUUCGGGUAUCUGAAGGCCAGUACAAAUCUCAGUUGUGUUAAUCUCUUUGUUAUGCCGUAUAAUUAUCCCGUACUGUUGCCACUUUUGGACGAAUUGGCGAAAAUACAUCGGUGGAAACCGACGAAUGAAUGGAGGACUCAGUUUCAGAAUUAUUUAAGGACGUUACCGGCGUACUAUGCGGGCCCUCUGAGACGUGCUUUAACACGAAUGGGGACGCCGCUAGCUUUGGCACAAACUUUAAUACCGGAAAAUUCCGAAAAUUUGAGUUAUUCCGUCUCGAAUUAUCUCAAAAGGCUUAAAAAUCAAGCGAAAGUUGAGUACGAUAAGCUUUGCAGCGAAAUCACGUUGAGACAAAAUGCCCAAUUAAAUAUGAAGCAAAACUCGGAGCAGAUUAGAGUUAUGCCCAAAGUUACCCUGAAGAAGGAGCUGAUCAGUCACCCCCUCCUCAUGGACAAGUUCAACGCCCACCGCGACCAGCUCCUCGACCAAUCCAAUCCCUUCCACGUGACGCUCGAUAAAGAGCGUCAGAAUGUCAGUUUCAAAAAUCCCUUUGAUAUACCUCGUAACCGUCUCGUUCAACAAGUCGUCCGUAUGCGUAACAAUUUCCUACAACCUGAUUGGAUCUCCCUAGACCAAGAUAGUGCCCAUUCGUUGCCCAUCUCCCAGAUGGGCAACUACCAGGAAUACCUCAAACGUCAAACACCUCAAUUGCGUGAAAUCGAGUCGGCCCCAGUCCGACAACACAUGUUCGGAAAUCCGUUUAAAAUCGACAAGAGAAUGAUGGUCGAUGAGGCCGAUAUUGACUUAGUGGCGUCACCUGGUGCCAACAGAAACAACAAAAGGCCGAUACCUAAUGCCGAUAUGGGGGGCCGCUUGCCCCUCAAACGCAAACCAGGGCCUUUACCUAAGAAUUUCUCGAUUCGGAGACCGAGUGGCGGGGCGACGCCCCCCCUGAGCCCCAUUCCCAUGGCCCCCUCCCCAGUGCCAUGGACGAGCGUGAUCGAGAAGGAGUUGCCGUCCUUUGACGAGCGCCCGACCUUGGUCACCGUCAACGGCCUUGACAGCCCCUCUUCCAGCGAAAGGUCGCGUUCGCCGUCCCCCACUAUGGACAUGCCGUCCUAUAGCGUGAACGAAGUGAAUUAUGCGCGAAAUUCGAACCCUUACAGUUACACGAAUUCAGGUGCCUUAGAUACGGUCACUACGAACUCGUUGAACGAUUUUUAUCCCAGUAUUUGUGACGAUAAGCAGAGUAUUUCGCAGAUUUUGAAAGAGGCGAAUAGUGUGAGUGUCGUUGCGAAUAGUCAGCCAGAAGUCAAACCCAAAAUUACGGCCGAAGAUCUCCAAGAAAUCGAAAAUCAGAAUAACGAAAUACGCAAACACUUGCAUAAGUUAGUGCGAAGGCCUGGUAAAAAUUUCACGGAACUUUUCGAUAACAUAAAAACGUUGAAAGGCAAUAUUGAGAUACAAGUGAAAAUGGUGGAAUUGAUUAUUAAAGAAUCGCUAAGGUUCAAGAGACAGCAUUUGGCGCAUUUGUUAGAAGAGUACAUCCAGAAUUUGUUAAGUUGUGAGAAUAAGUAAGUUGUUAUGUACAUAUUUCUAUUUGAAUUGAUUGAUGUUGAAUUAUUUAUUGAAACGAUUCCUUUAGUUCUUAGGGAACGAAAAUCCUAUUUUCUUGUAAAGUUACGAGAUUUUUAUAAGAAUUAAAUGUAAUUUUUUAUA